Messenger RNA from Pseudomassariella vexata, 3189 nucleotides. RefSeq names its product SNF2 family N-terminal domain-containing protein. Gene Ontology annotation, molecular function: ATP binding; ATP-dependent chromatin remodeler activity. Lineage: Eukaryota; Fungi; Ascomycota; Sordariomycetes; Amphisphaeriales; Pseudomassariaceae. Bases 1 to 3189 code for a protein of 1062 amino acids. The transcript is spliced from 2 exons. The record is from RefSeq and is a predicted model, not a curated record.
AUGCAUACAAAUGGGCUGAACCGGUCUGGGAGCUCGGCGUCACUCGACUUCCAGUUCUCCAGCCCAAACGAUGGUUCUGUGUCGAACACGAGCACGCCGGUUUCAUACUACUCUCACCUCGACGAUAGUCACAGUCAUAACCCGACGCCUGUAAACGGUUUUGGCAACAUGUUUGAGCGCCAGCACAAUAUUCAACAACGGAGCUCGGUCCCUCAACCGAAACGACGCAAGGUGGAGACCGACGAUACAGCUAACCAGAACCAUGGUUUUGGAAGUGGCGGAAGCGGCAUGAUGGGGCAGUAUGUGAAAGACAAGCGCGAAGAGGCAGCAAGAAUACCUCCAAACAAGCAUGUGCCCACGGUCGAUCUUACCGAGACAGUGGACACUGAUGGCGAAGUGACGGAAGGCCCACACCCCCAGGAUCAAGAGGUCUGUUACGGAAUGAUCAAGGACGUCAAGCUCAACUGUCACCUCGUACCGAGCCCCAAGCCUGGAACCACCGCCCUUGGGGGGGACGCGUAUUGGCCCCGAGUCAAAAUCGUGCUAAACAGAAGACAAAAUGAUCCCACCAAUAUCAUACAAGCGAAGGACUAUACGCGACAAGUUGUGGGCCGAGUUGACCCAGCCACUUCGUCAGGUCUUUCGCCACUUCUCGAUUCUCGCCUUCAGCUCAGAACCGACUGCCAUAUCGGCACCAGGCGGAAGGAGCCCGACGAAAGAGCUGGUCAAGAGAUUUCCAAGGCCUAUCCGCUCGUGCUAAUCGUGUAUGGCCCGCGCAAAUCUGCCAGAACUGUAGGAAGGCACCUGGCUAUCAGGGGACUGUAUUUGCGCAAUCCUAUCCGAGUUGAUUCUGGCGUCAAGUAUGAGAAUCCACAAAUCCAGGUAGGACCUAUGGCCCCGCCGGCGAGCAGACCCCAUGCACCUGCGCCAAUGCCUCAAGCGCCACCAGUAAUAAGGACCGUCGAAGAGAUUCGCAGUCAAGUCAUGGGAGUUUUUGACUCCUUGACUGUGAGUGAAGACCUUCCCUUGAUGGAGCCAGACUCGAGGAUCCAGACCGAGCUCCUAGAGCACCAGAAGCAAGGCCUGUACUUCAUGACCAAGAAAGAGCAGCCGCGCAAGCUUAUUGAGAACGGCAAGACGCCUAAUUCCAUCUGGCAGAUGAGCUUCGGCGCCAAUGGGCAGAAACAGUACCACAACGUGAUUACUGGGGAUACGUGUCGCCAGCCUCCACCAGAGACAUAUGGCGGCAUCCUUGCUGACAUGAUGGGUUUGGGGAAGACUUUGAGCAUAUUGUCCUUGGUCACAAGCUCUCUCGACGCGGCCGUGGAGUGGUCGCAGUCUGCACCUGUGCAGCCACAUACGUCCUCAGUGAGAAAGAACAAGCCAGGCCCGCGUGGAUUUGAACCACCAGUCGCGCAAUCCUUGGAUCUGACACGAUUGACGCGCAAUGUACGAGCGACGUUGCUCGUCUGUCCCCUCAGCACAAUCACAAAUUGGGAAGAGCAGAUCAAAGCCCAUAUCGUGCCAGGGACUUUCAAGUACUACAUCUACCAUGGGUCGAACCGAAUCAAGGAUUUAAGGAAGCUUGCCGAAUUUGAUCUUGUUCUGACCACCUACGGAUCUGUGGCCACGGAGCUGAGUAACCGCCACAGAGGAAAGAGUGGCCAAUACCCGCUGGAAGAGCUGGGUUGGUUCAGAGUGGUACUGGACGAGGCUCACAUGAUCCGUGAACAGUCAACACAGCAGUUCAAGGCUAUUUGUCGGUUGCAGGCCAGCCGCCGCUGGGCUGUUACAGGUACUCCAGUACAGAAUAGACUGGAUGAUCUUGCAGCUCUGCUCGCCUUUAUCCGCCUGAAGCCGUUUGACGACAAGAACAAAUUUACUCAAUACAUCGUGGCACCUUUCAAAGUUUGCGAUCCGGACGUUGUUAUGAAGCUCAGAGUUCUUGUCGACAGCGUUACUCUGAGACGAUUGAAGGACAAGAUCAAUCUUCCACCGAGACAGGAUCACGUCAUCAAGCUGAAGUUUGCGCCUUCGGAGGAGAAGCUGUACAAAAUGUUCGAGCGAAAUGCCCAAGACAAGGUUCAGGUUCUGGCCCAGGGUCGUGAGAGAAUGGUGGGCGGCAAAACAUACAUCCACAUUCUGCAGUCUAUUCUCCGGCUUCGGCUCAUCUCGGCGCAUGGCCGAGAACUUCUCAGUGAUGAAGACCUGCAGCUCGUUCAAGGCAUGUCAGAGGAUUCAGCAAUCGAUCUUGACAGCGAUGACGAGACGGAGAAGCCAGCGGUUGCCGAAGCCCGGGCUUAUCAGGCUUUCGAGUUGAUGCAGGAAACUAGCCAAGACAAAUGCUUCUUGUGCGCUAGAAAGAUCGGUUCCAACGAGGUCAACGAUGUAGAUGCCGAACGUGAGGAACCCAUUAUGGGAUACCUAUCCGGCUGCUUCCAUCUUUUCUGUGCCGCAUGCAAGCCGACUUGGGACGACCAAGCUGGUAGUAGCGGGUCUGGCAAUUGCUCCUUCUGCAAUCAAUACAUCCAAUAUGCUCUCGUGGAGCUUCGCAAAGACCGAGCUGAAGUUGAGCAUGACGGCCAUCAACAUUCGAGCCGGAAGGCCAAGAUCAUGAAUGCCCACUGCUAUGGUGGACCGCACACCAAGACGAAGGCUCUCGUAGAAGACCUCCUGAAGAGCAAGCAACAGAGUGAGGACAACCCGGACGAGCCACCUUUCAAGUCGGUGGUGUUUUCUGCUUGGACAUCUCAUCUGGAUCUGAUUGAGAUCGCACUUGACAAAGUCGGUAUUACACACACCCGCCUCGACGGCAAGAUGAGUCGUACAGCACGCACUCAUGCCAUGGACAAAUUUCGGGAGGACAAUGCUGUGCAUAUCAUCCUGGUCUCGAUAAUGGCUGGUGGCCUGGGUCUCAACUUGACUGCUGGCAACAACGUAUACGUCAUGGAACCGCAAUACAACCCAGCAGCAGAGGCCCAGGCGGUUGACCGCGUCCACCGGCUGGGACAGAAGCGACCUGUUCGAACCGUCCGCUACAUCAUGCAGAACAGUAUCGAAGAGAAAAUGCUGGCUCUGCAAGACAAAAAGAAACAGCUGGCGAGCCUCAGUAUGGACCGUUCUCAGGUCAUGGAUAAGGCUGAGGCAGCGAAGCAGAAGCUCCAGGACUUGCGCAGUCUGUUCAAGUGA